This is a messenger RNA of Dujonia railenensis, 399 nucleotides long. The record is from the annotation of a GenBank genome assembly. Lineage: Eukaryota; Fungi; Ascomycota; Pichiomycetes; Serinales; Debaryomycetaceae.
AUGAAGUGGGAUAAGCUCUGGGUAGCUGAAAAAGCCCACACCUUGGUGGCUGAGGGCGCCAUAGUGGGUCGUAAAGCUUCACUAGAAGCCAUAUUGAGGGAAAGAGAGUUAAAAAUAGCUCCAUUCUUCACUCAGGUACUUUAUUCAAAACGGAUGCGAAACACUCAAAUGUCGGUGCAACCGAACAGUCUGCCUGUGGAUUACUUAAGCGUGCAUGAAGUGCAUGAAGCAAGUAGGUGCUCUUAUUUUGCUACACAACCAGGGCAGCUGCCGUGUAUGGAUGCCUGGGACGUAGCCAGAGUUAGGUGCUGUCCCCUAGUGGUAUGUACUGCCUACUGGUGGUAUGUGUUGCUUACUAGUGGUAUGUGCUACAACUUACAUACACUCUCGCUUAGAUAG